Messenger RNA from Topomyia yanbarensis, 1912 nucleotides. It is a transcript of the gene Scgalpha, whose product is annotated as epsilon-sarcoglycan. The record is from RefSeq and is a predicted model, not a curated record. The coding region runs from base 201 to 1541 and encodes 446 amino acids. Gene Ontology annotation, molecular function: calcium ion binding. The transcript is spliced from 5 exons. Lineage: Eukaryota; Metazoa; Arthropoda; Insecta; Diptera; Culicidae. Gene Ontology annotation, cellular component: membrane; sarcoglycan complex.
CUGUCAAAGUAGUGGCCAUUCCCAUUUUCCUCACGGGAAAAUGUGUUUUCCUUCUGCUGGUGAAAAUUCAUUAAAAUUGUAAUAAUACAGUCCAAGUAAAUAGCAGAAACUUAGUGAUUGAUGUCCAAGUUUGUAUCUGGAACGUGAACGUUAAAACUAGAACGUGAUUUUCCCGAAUUUAUUCGACGAACACAUAAACAAUGGUAGGCAAAUCGAUUUUCCUUCUGAUAGCAAUAUCAAUUCUCCAAGCAACAGCCGGAACCUAUCUCACCGACGAUGUUUACGUCUCGGAACUGUUCUCGCUUCGUGUCGAGCCGCGAAUGUUCAACUGGACCUUCCAAGGAUUAACGGAACAGUUCCAGUACCGCCCAUCUCUCGAGGGCUAUCCGGAUCUGCCAUCCUGGGUGCGGUAUAUGUACAGUAGUGAGUACCAUUCGGGUUUCCUGUAUGGAACACCACCGGAACGAACGGCAGAGAGUAAGGUACCCAUCGAAAUCAUUGCCCUGAACAAGCAAACCUAUGAAACGAAGCGGAUUGUGCUGAUUCUGACCGUCCAUCGGAAGCUUCCACCGCGGAAUGUGAUUCAGAUGAAAAUCGAUAAUCUAAAUUGGGUUCACAUGAUGGAUCCGGGUAGGAUUGAGAAUUUGAAAAAUAUUUUUCGCAAUGACCUGUGGCAGGAAAGUCGGUCGGAUUUGCAUAUCAUUUUCAUGGAUUCGGCAAUAAAGCUAGGCGCGCGAGUACCGCUGAAACCCCAGCAACGGGAAGGCGUUGUAGUACAUCUGGGUAGUAGAGCCGAUUUCUCGUCCCGCUUGCUCGACUUGCAGGAGGAAGUUAAACCGUUGUACAAGAUCGCCUCAUGCAACUAUAAGCGAACAUCGGUGCAGACUACUUUCGAGAAUUCCGGAUUCAAGCUGGACUGGUGCGCAUUCAAGCUGCACGCUGCCCAUGAUGAUAUAACAGCAAUGCCACAUCAUCCCCACGAGAGUCUCAAUCCGGGCAAGGGAUCCGAGCUGACUACGUUGCACCGUUCAGAUAAAUGGGAGGCACCAAUGAAAUCCGAAGUCCCAGAGCGGAACUAUAGUGACGAGUUUGCGGUUUCGUUCGCGAUCCCGGGAAUGAUCUUCGCUCUUCUGUUGUCCAUUCUGACGGUGAUCCUUUGCUUCCAGCACGAGAAACUGCGGGAUGACGAUUCUGAAUAUUAUUUCGAUUUUCUGUUUAACAUUUGUACAGAUUUCUUCAGGUUGAAACAUUCUUACAGACAAGAGUACCGGCCGGUUCAGGCAGUUCAAAUGGUCCAGUACUCGCAACAGCAUCAACCGCCGAUGGUUUCGCAAACAGGGACGCUUAGAAGCCUGAAGGAUGCUCCUUAUGAGGAUAGUUUUAGUCUUCGCUCUGCCAGCCCAACGGAUAGUUACUACCCGGAUGGGAGCCCAAGAGUUGGAAACUCGUACCUUCGACCGAAACCACCACCGUAUAAGCCCUCUUCGGGAUCGACCAACUCGACCAUGCAGCGCAAGAUUGGCACCGGCGUAGACAUAUGACAUGCUGAACCACGUGUUUUGUUCUGCUAAGGGGCGCAUAUUCCGGGAUAAUCAACCACAAUCGGUGUAGUCAGAAUAGAGAACCAAGUGUUGUAGAGUAAAAUUUGGAAACAAUAGUAUAUUCAAAGUAGCACCAAAUGAAACUAGUGUUUGUGUAGUUUAGACUGUCCAACAAAUGGCAUUUAUUUCUGACUUUAUUAUGAAGGUCAAGUCCAACAGUUGCCCUUUUGAACUUUUGUUCUUCAAUUCACAAAUAAAUCUUCUAGCUGUAGCGAUUCUCAUCUUAUCUCUAGCAUUUUUGCAGCCAUUGUUAGCGAAAAAAGCUCAUACUAGAUCAUUGUGAACCCUAAAUAAACAGUUUUCAAAACAAA